AAAAUUUCCAGCCUCAUGGGCCUGUGCGUAUGGCCCAUAGGCCUCGGCAGCAGAGCGUUGCACGGCCCCGCACCGCACCACGAUCGACCUCCGGCUCCCCAAUCCAUCGCGUCUCCUCGCCCACCGCCCUCGACGACUCCCGUCUCCUCGCCCGCCGCCGGCGCCGAUCUCCAUCCUGCUAGCAGAGGUGGCGCCGGCGUCCUCCUCCUGUCCCCGCCGCACCAUCGCUCACCGGCAAUGUAUAUUCGAGUGAAACGGAACAAGACUACCUACUUCAUACAAUGUGACCCAACAGAGACGACUUUAAGCAUUAAACAAAAGUUGCAUUCAUUAGUUGAUCAGCCUCCCGGUAAUCAACAGCUGAUCUUGUUGGCCACAACUGAAGUUGUUUUGGAUGACUCAAAGACAUUAGCAGAUCAGAAGGUUGAAAAUGAUGCUGUUGUUGCAUUAACACUGAGAAAAGAUGACAAUGUGUUUGAGGAAGUUUCCAUUGCAAGGCCCGAAGAUUUCAUGUCGUCCUCAUGAUGCAGACUCCUCUUUUCAACCCCGUGGGUUAUAUAUGUACUCUCCUAAGCUUGUCUCUUUGGAUUGCUGCUCAGCUUCUCUCCUGUUAUAGAUGCCGGGCAACGGCAUUGCAUUAAUCCUUGAUUUGACCAUCCAACUGAUUUGGUCUUUUCUACCUACCGAAGCCUGUGCGUUCUGGAUAUUCUCCUAAACGCACCCCUGCUUGUACCUGAGCAGCAUGUUGAGAAAGGAUCAAUUGUGGAUUCUGUGGGAUCAAUGUAAUGACUGAUUUGUUAUAAUCAUGAUUACUCGCAGAUUGGUUAUCACAAUUCCUAUGGGAUGCACCAGGUAAACACUGGUACAAUUACUCUUGUUUUCCAGGUGAUUUAUAUAUGAUUCUCGCUGAGGGUUCUCCUA
Messenger RNA from Oryza sativa Japonica Group (Japanese rice), 921 nucleotides. RefSeq lists its product as uncharacterized. NCBI's taxonomy places the organism in Eukaryota, Viridiplantae, Streptophyta, Magnoliopsida, Poales, Poaceae. The record is from RefSeq and is a predicted model, not a curated record. Gene Ontology annotation, molecular function: protein binding.